CCAGUCACAUAUCUUUGCGUUCGAAGAUGGCAAUGGCCAGGGUUCUUCACUUGACGACAUGAGCACCCUGUCCAAAUCGCAGUUGUUCCUCAUAAACAGUAUACGCAAGUCGACAAUAGGUAAAUGAAAAUCCCUGUUAUUUUGCAAUCUACUUCGUUUAAACUAGUGAUUAAUGUGGAGGUGAGGGAGCAAACUUCCACAUUUAAUAUUUGUCCAAUAUAAUGGCGAUGUAAUCGACUAGCCCCCCCCCCUCCUACCAAAAUUUCAGGCCUUGUGCCUCUAGUAGAAAGGAAUGUAAUCACGAAACAAAUAGAACGAUACGGAUGUAAACUGACUGUCUUAUCAUUAACAAAGAGUUAAUAAAAUUUGACUAAUAUUCUUUGGAGUAAUCUGUCUUUUGUCAGUUGGAGAAUCACUUUGAUUAAGUCACUUUGAUAAGUAAGUAACCUUGAAACGUAACUCAUUACAGUUGCCGCUGUCUUGAGAUCCAAGUUUGCUCUGUCUCAGUGGCUAAUUAAUGUAAAUCAGUGGAAUCAAUUAAAACAGAAAAGGUGAUUCAAGUCAUGCACUCGAAAUACUUUUGUAAAACUGCCCAGAAAUCAGUUGAAUUCUGCCGUUUGGAUCAGUGAGACGCACAAUGGUAAAUGUUGACAGCAGGAUGGAGGAACCAAAAACGGGGAAAGGCAACUUUAAAAUCCACUAUCCUGCUUUGGAUUCUUUUUGUUAAAACGUCUACUUUGCAGAUAAAGAAAGGAAAAACAUUUCUCUCACAGACAAGCGAUGAAAAUAGUCACGUUUGAAUGAUAUUGGCAAUUAAGGUUUAUGGUGUGAGUACCUUGCUGUAGUCUUCGCUGAAUAAAAAAGAACCAAAAUGAAAUUCUGAGGACCGAAUGCAUAUUGAUUAACAUCGGAAGAUAAACAAGUACAAUGCCUGUUGCAAGCGGUGAUCCUCGAAACUAUGUGAAAUGCAUACCUAUACCAACUGCUAAUCACAAAGGUGUUAAAAUACAAGCUCGAAGUUCUACUAUAUAUAAUGCAACAAUUCCAACUCGUGAUGAAAUUCGCAAAGCUAAUUACACUCGACGGCAACAACAACUUUCCAGUCAAGGCUUUUAUUGCCCAGUACAUUUGCCAUAUAAGGAAAUUGGUGAACCAAUAUAUCUUGAUGAGGAAACUCUUAUUCUUCAUGCUGUUGGACAACUUCAAGAGGAUGUUAACAAGAAGAAUACUAACCAAACUGACAAUGAGAAAAAAGACAACAAACAGCAGCUCCAGUAUGAGCGGCCUCCAUCCCGUUCUUAUGCUGUUACUAAAAUGAUAAAUCUGAGAAGUAAGAAACAGCUCAAUACACUUAACAAAGCAAUAUCUAAUGGCAGGGUUCUGGUGCGUAAUGUAAGUCUUGGAAGAGAUCUUUUUGUUAUGAUAAAAGAAACAGAACACAAAAAGAAAAAGGCAGUUGAAGAUGAAGAGAGAAAGAGAAAAGAGAAGGUUCGAUUACAAUGGAGAAAUCCUAUGUCUGACAGCAGUGAUGAGAGCGGCAUAGAAUCUGAUAAUGAAUCUAACGACUCACAGAAUGACUUAGAUGGAACCAAAUCAAUAGUGUCUGAAAGUUCCUCAUCAAUGAACAAUAGCUCCAGUGAUAAGAAACCCACAAUUACUGAGUACCCUUCAAACAGGAAAAAAUCAAUUCAUGCUAGACCAUAUACACCACAACAUAACAAUAUAGCUCAUUGUGUUAGCAAUAUAAAUGGGGACUCUUUAUUCCGACAGCUAUGUGCUCUCCAUUGGCUAUUGGAAGCUUCCAGCAAUGAUUCAAAUCAUUCUAUGAAUCACAUCCAUUCUUCUUGGAAUAUAGAGGAUAUUGGUGGAUCAAAGAUAUUCUUAAAGAAAUUUCAGAAACAAAGAUUAGAUUACUUCAACACUUCUGGAAUCAUUGGAAACGCCUGUUAUAAAUUGGCAUCUGGCCGGAAGCAAUAUGGCUAUAUGACACGUCGCUCAAGUAGUCGGCGGAGUUCAUAUACUACAGGGUUAAGUGUAAGUACAACACCAAUUCAUCAAUCUCAAGAAGUUGCUAGUCCAUCUUAUCGAACGGAAUCUAGUCUUACUGAAGAUUGUCUUGAAAUGUUAAAUGAAGAUAAUAGCUCGGUAUCAUCUCUACUUCCUGAGUCCGAGUUAACAAUAGGUAACUUAACUGGACAAGAUAACACUGAAGACAAUGUAAAACUGAAGUCCACCACAGAAACUUUUUCAUCAAAUGAAAAUUCAAAACUCAAACUUUUGGAUGAAAUGGAAAGGAAGAAAUCAAGAUUGAAUUCAAAAUUUGAUGAAUCUUCUCCAAAAGUAAAUUUUGUUGCAAGGCAUCAGAUCCGCCCUAAAAGUUCAUCUGAAGUUAAAUCCAGGCAUCACCAAGAAAAUCUCAUCCAGUUAUUGCGUCAAAAAUUUGAAGAUGUAAAAGAAGAUAAAGCGUUUUCUUUGCACGAUACUUUAGAGAAAAUAGAGAAAGAAAAUUUGUUAGUCUGUCAGAGCAAGUAUCGAGCAAUAUCAGCAGACCAUUUCAGUUACCGCCAUGUCCUGAAUGAAAUGCGUAGGAAAACAGUUUCUCAGUUCAACAAAUUUGAUGAAAAGAUUGUUCCAGAUAAUAAUUGGUUUGUGGAACUUCAGGAGAAAAUUCCGUCAGCUUUAAAGUCUCUCUGGUAUUAUAAAGCAAUACUUCAUAAGCUUUCCAAAUUCAGUUUUGUGAAAUUUGGUGAGAGGUUAAGUGCUUAUAAGUUCCUGAAAGUCCUCUCAACAUUGGAACCUUGGGAUAUAUGCAGUCCUGAUAUCAGUGCUGCUAUAGAAUUUUGUCGAGCAAAAAUUACUGAUAUUACAAUUGAAGAAUAUGAGAUUUGGUUCAGACAGCAAUUUCCAGCUAUUUACCGACCAGAGACAGCUCCUGCCUCCACAAGGAAAUCCAACUCUCAUCAUGCCUUUAGCAGGACUUUGACCUUAAAGACGUAAUAUACUGUGCCAUUGUUUUGUUGUUCAAUGUAAGAGUUAUUUCAUUGGUUGUAAUAGAUAUUUAACAAAUCUGUAAUAAUUAAUUGGAUGAGGAAAUGAGGAGGAAAUGUGUUGUGUUAGUUCUGUGAUCCAUCUCUGAGAUGUUUGUUGUUGGAUGCAAGUCAAAAUGGUAUAUUUAGUAAAAUACAUGUAAAUCAUAUAUCAGUAAAUAAUGUAAUUUUUCUUUUUAUUAUUCAAUAAAUUUAUUUCAACCAUGAAUCAAAAAAUAAUGAAUAAAUAAAUUUAUGUAAAUUUUAUAACCUAAAAUGGUUUACCUGCAGUUAUAAUUUAAUUACAACUAUAAUUUUAUUCAU
Molecule: messenger RNA, 3350 nt
Organism: Octopus sinensis (East Asian common octopus)
Lineage: Eukaryota; Metazoa; Mollusca; Cephalopoda; Octopoda; Octopodidae
Product: coiled-coil domain-containing protein 60-like
Exons: 19
Coding region: 928-2997 (689 amino acids)
Source: RefSeq, a predicted model, not a curated record